Messenger RNA from Patiria miniata (bat star), 2021 nucleotides. Its product is annotated as deoxynucleoside kinase-like. NCBI's taxonomy places the organism in Eukaryota, Metazoa, Echinodermata, Asteroidea, Valvatida, Asterinidae. The coding region runs from base 158 to 982 and encodes 274 amino acids. Gene Ontology annotation, cellular component: mitochondrion; cytoplasm. The record is from RefSeq and is a predicted model, not a curated record. Gene Ontology annotation, molecular function: deoxynucleoside kinase activity. The transcript has 6 exons.
CCAAAUUGAGGAAGCGCGGGGUUUUCAACAUCAACGCGCGAAACUGAUUGUUUAUCAUAAGAAUUUAAUAUCAUUCGUGUAUCACACAGAUAGAUCUGUGAUUUGAUUUUACCUACAGUACUGGAUAUCUAUUUGUUCCUAUUUUCACGCAGUUCCAAUGAUGUUGGGAGAAAAUAAAGAAUGUAACCAGCAGCACAUAUCGACGAAAAUGAAUCCGAAAUGUGGCGACAGAUCCAUCAGAACACCGAAGUCGAAGUCGAAAGGGGGAGGCGAAAAUCGUCAGCCACUGAGUGACAUCAGUUCAAAACUUGCAAAUAUCAAGGUGACUGAAGAUAACCAACAUACGACCAGGCCAAGGACAAUAAUUAUUGAGGGCAACAUUGGCUGUGGAAAGUCUACAUUACUGAAACAUUUUGGCCAGAAGGAUAAUGUUGAGGUCUUUCCUGAACCAGUUGACAAAUGGAGGGACAAUAGAGGAGAGAAUAUGCUGGAGUUGUUCUACCAGGAUCCAAGUCGUUGGAGCUUUGCGUUUGAAUCGUACAAUCAGUUCACGUUACUUCAGGAGCACCAAGCACAACCCAACUGCCGAAUCAAAAUGAUGGAGCGUUCCAUUUACAGUGGCAAAUACUGCUUCAUUGAAAGCCUGUACGAAAGUGAGAAGUUGCAGACACCCGAGUACAAUGUGCUUACCGAGUGGUUUGAUUGGUUGAUCAAAAAAGACGUCCAGGUUGACUAUAUAGUGUACCUUCGGAGCACACCUGAACAGUGUGAGAAGCGAAUCCUUGAGCGUAGUCGCAAAGAGGAGUCUGGGAUACCGCUGGACUAUCUACGAGAUCUUCACGAGCGACAUGAAGAUUGGCUCAUCAGGAAAAAGUUUGAGCUACCCGCACCAGUAUUAGUUCUUGAUGCCACAAAGCCUCUGGAUGAGAUGUUACAACAGUUCAAAUUCCUCGAGGAGGAGUUAGAAUUUGAUCAACUAUGAUUUUUUUUUUUACACUUAGUACAUUGUAAAAAUAUUAUAUUUGAAUUUUGUUUUAUGUAGAAUAUCCAAACUUAGAUUUUCAGUAAAACUGUUUUGUAAACCCUUGUAGAUGAGAUUUUAAAUUUUUAAGAUUUCCUUUUGAAAUAUGGAAUUCAAAAGAAAUGGUUAAUUUAUUAGGGGUAUCUUUAUGCAUGUAUAAACAUAUACUGUAGGGUUCUCUGGAGCCCUUGGCAACCCCGAAAUCCUCUGGUGAUUAUUUCGGGGAUACAUGUAUUUCAUUUGGCCCCAUUUUUGACUGAAAAACACAAACUACAAUACCUCUUCAGUGUUUCUUUCUGUAACAAGGGUGUUCCCAGUAAAAAAAAAUGUUCUUGGCAGCACAUUCUAACUAGGGGUCAAAAUUAUGAGAUGGUAUUUAACAGCAUCCUCCUUUUCCCUGAAAGUAUGUAAUUUCAGUGUUUUGUUAGGCAAACUUUUGAAUUUGUACAUGUAUUAUAGACAUUUUUUUAUGUAGACUGGUCUUUUGCCCCGUCACUCUUAUGUAAUACAAUGCAUUUUGUUAAGGUUUACAGCCAGUGUGCCCUUUUUAAUGUUUACAUGUAAUGAAAUGUAUUGUACAUGAAAGUGUUUUUACUUCCAUAUUAAAUGUUUCUUUUUAGUUUUUCAUUUGAUACUUACAAUGUAUAAAGUUUUACUAUUACAUUGUGUACAUGUAUUCUUCAAAGUACAUGUAUUGUAACCGCUCACAGAUUACAAGAAAAUUUAUUUUCAAAUUCAAACUCUGUUGUAUGAAUAUCACCUUUAUAACAAGUAAUGACAUGACCCUUGUUCAUAUCAUUUGGAUUUUUAAUGAAUUGAAUGUUAACUAAUGAUUUGCCUCCUACAAUCUUUUACAGGUUUCAAUGAAAUACGAUGUGUAUAUUCAGUCCCAGAAUUAGUUUCCAUUUCUGUUAUGCAGCGCAAAUAAUUUUAAUAUUCAUGUAAAGAUACUGUCAGUAAUGAGAAUCAAUAAAAAUUUCACUGGAAAUGGUUACAUGAA